GAGUGAAUAAUUUGGAAGGACAGUACAACAAAAUAGCAAUUCCCAAUGAAGAAAAUGUGGUCAUAUACUACAAAAUCCGACAGCAACUUGCGAAACUGGGUAAAGAGAUUGAAGAAUAUAUUCACAAACCAAAGUAUUGCUUGCCCUUUCUACAGCCGGGAAGACUGGUAAAGGUCAAGAAUGAAGGUGAUGACUUUGGAUGGGGAGUGGUUGUUAAUUUCUCUAAGAAAUCAAACGUUAAGCCAAAUUCUGGUGAAUUGGACCCAUUAUAUGUAGUUGAGGUGCUACUGCACUGCAGCAAAGAGAGUUUGAAAAAUUCUGCUACUGAAGCUGCAAAGCCAGCCAGACCUGACGAGAAAGGAGAGAUGCAG
This is a messenger RNA of Antrostomus carolinensis (chuck-will's-widow), 371 nucleotides long. RefSeq names its product exosome RNA helicase MTR4-like. The transcript is spliced from 3 exons. Lineage: Eukaryota; Metazoa; Chordata; Aves; Caprimulgiformes; Caprimulgidae. The record is from RefSeq and is a predicted model, not a curated record. The annotation marks the transcript as partial.